Molecule: messenger RNA, 1706 nt
Organism: Lasiosphaeria miniovina
Lineage: Eukaryota; Fungi; Ascomycota; Sordariomycetes; Sordariales; Lasiosphaeriaceae
Exons: 1
Coding region: 187-1668 (493 amino acids)
Source: RefSeq, a predicted model, not a curated record
UUCCCUGUUUGGACGCGCCAGGACCCCAAUUCCCUUUGCGCAUCCCCAAUUUCCCGAUCCUUUUCUGGGGCUCAUCGUUUUCGACGCGACUCCAACCAUUUGUGCAGAGUCGCGAGAGUCAUGUUUUGUUGACCAUGUCGGGCAUAUGAUGACAAGACUCUCGCCAAUGUCUAGGUCUAGAACUAGAUGCUGCAACGCGCACCAGCUGCUUGCCUAAUGAGCGAAACAACGCUUCAAAAACCGGGCAACUGGCUCCAGACCAUCCUGCGGAAGGCCACAGCAAGAAAACCAGCCAAGGGAGAGGUUGCUGUUGACGACGAGGUUUCGGGCAUCCGACUCAAUCGCAAGGAGGCGUUGCAGUCGCUCGACGAGCUUCCAGCCCCCCGGCAAGAUGUCAACUCGGGCCCCGUCAGGUUCCAGGAGGGCCCCUUCCCGGUAUCGUCUCCCAGAAUCUACAACAUUGAGCGUAAUGUCUUUGUCGCGAGGGACGACCAGGUCCCCGUGCCGCGCGAGGCAAAGGAGAUAUGGGAGCGCGACAUCAAAUUCAGGCUCGAGCAGGACUUGCAAGAGGUCAAGAACAAGGUCGAGCGCACCGUUGUCCUCGGCUCACGCCUACCAAAACACAUGAUCCUCGAGCUCAAGCCCUUCAUCCGCAUGUCGGGCGAAGCGACCGGCGGCGCAACCGGCCAGGUGACUCUGGCGCCGACCAUCUGGAUCCGCUGCUCGAAAAAGAACCAGCGCCUAGUUAAGAAGGCCCUGCGCGACGACUGUCUCAAGUGGACACGGACCACUCCGUUUGGCAGCGUCAAGGUCGCCGAUGCCGCGAGAUUGCUCGCCAUGACACCAGAGCCCGCCACUGCGGACGGCAACGAGUUCAUCUUCAGCAACGGCGUCGGCUUCUUGCCCGGCCUGAGGCUCUACUACCAUGUCCAAGAAGACAUGGCCGACACAACAUCAGCCAACGGCCUCACCUGUCGGGCGUCUGUGGUAGGCCACGACAGCACCAUCUGGACUCAAAAGUAUUCCACUGUCGGAGGCGUCGUAUACGUCGAUGGCGUCAAAUACGCAGUCACGACAGCCCACGGCGUCGUGAACUGGGACCCUCAAAACCCCCACUACGCAAAUUCCGACGUUGACGACGAGUCUGAGCUGGCCUUGGGCUCAGAGGACGACAUCUCGGACAGCGAAUCCGAAGACUACAGCUGCUACGAGGUAUUCCGGCUCAAGCCCUUGCUUGCAGCGCAAAAGGACUCGAAAAGCAACGCGAAAUGGGUGCCGGCCGAAAUAGGGCCGGCCAUGAAGUUUCUCGACGUCAAGUUCCUUACCCGCGAUGUCGUGUACGACGGCUCAUCAGAGACCGAGUUUGUCACAUCCGUGGACCCGUCGUCGAUGUCUGACUUUGCUCUCAUCAAGCUCGACGAAACCAACAGCACUAGAACCAACAGAUACAGCCGAGGUGUUGGGUCUGAUGUCUCCAUCACCGCCUUUGCAGACACCAAGGAUCUGCUGCCCGGGGAGGUCAAGAUAAUUCUUGGCCCCAGCGAAAUAGUAAACGGAGCACUCCUCCCCGAGGAAGGGUGUCUCAGCAUCGCCACAAGCAAUCUAAACACCCGAAUCAUAGGUCUAGACCAACCCCUUGGUGAGUUUACCCCGGCUUCCCGCUCCUGAGCCAAGUUGAGUCCAGACUGAAAAAUCAACAACAGCGC